AUGGUCAAUAGCAAAAUUUACUAUAAGUUUAAAAGUGAAAAGAAAUUUAAGGACCUUACACAUGAAUUUCCGGCUUUAGUUUCACAUGUUAGGUCGAAACUCAGAGAAAUUCUGGACAUUGGGGAAGAUAUGGAUAUUUUAGCCACACCAAGUGAUAAGAACGGCCGAGUUUCAAAUGUAUACCUUUCAGAUUAUGAUAUUAUAAAAGAGGGAACAUAUGUAAAUGUUGUUAGGCUACCUAAGGACUUAGCAAAAUCUCUUUUGGAAGCAGCAAAUUCAAAAAUAAAGAAUAAGCCUCAAAAUACGUCAUUACAAACACCAAAUACCGCUACUUCAGCUACUGCUCCAUCAAAUACUUCAUCUUUGAAAGACUCAACUAUAAUAUACCCUUCAUCCACUAUUGAUUCAGUUCCUAAUAGUGGAGAAUUUACAAAAGGAGGGGAAAACAAGGAUGAUAUUCAUAGCUCAGCCUCAACUAGUGCAAAUUUAUCGAAUAAUUCAAAAAAUGAUUUAUCAGAAGAUGCUGCCAUUUUGUCAGUAAUGCAACAGCAUGGAGAGAAAUUCAAACAGACAGCAGCUCAAAGAAGCGAAAUGUUAGAACAAUUUAAUCAAAGAGGAUAUUCAAAGGCCUCAACUGCAACGGGGGGUAGAUAUGGAGUUGGGAAUGCAACAAGUACCAAUUUUCCUGGAACUACCUCAUUUAGAAGUGAGCCUUACAAAAAGCCAGGAGCUGUUGGAACAGGUCCUGUCAAUACUGGAGCAUCAAAUAGUUAUUCUGGUGGACAAAUUUAUAAUACCAAUUUUGGAUCUGCAUCUGCUUCAACUAAUUAUAAUUACAAGAAUGCAAUGGGUAACACAUCAACUGACGUCCCUGCAGAUUAUAUUUGUCAUAUGUGUGGCGAGAGGGGACAUCAUAUUCGUGUUUGUCCCAAAGUUAAUGAAGGAGUAUCUCAGAAAAAAAUUAGGCCUGCCACAGGAAUUCCUAGAAGCUUUUUAAGAGCUAUUAAUUUUGAUGAAGAAGGUAGGCUUUAUUCAGAAGUUUAUUGCCUUCCUGACGGUACAUUUGCUGUGCUAAAAGAUGCAAAACAGCUUUCGAGUACGGCCUUUCUUACUAGAACUGUUGAAGAUACUAUUGGAAAGCAUAUGGGUAAAUCAAAGGAAGAUACCAGUCUUGUGCGAGACUCAUUAACUUGCCCUAUAUGUGCGAGACUCUUUAGAUACGCAGUUUUGACUCCAUGUUGUGGUGAAACAUACUGUCAGGAAUGCAUCAUUAACUUUAUUAGGAAUCACAUGGAUGCUGCCUCAGGAAUUUCACCCAAUACUAUCAAGGGUUAUUGUCCCCAUUGCUCAACUGUGAUUUCUAUUGGAGAUCUUGAACCUAAUAACCCAAUACGGAAAAGUGUAAAUGUUGCUCUUGGGUUACAACCAAUUUAA
Messenger RNA from Cryptosporidium ubiquitum, 1434 nucleotides. RefSeq lists its product as uncharacterized. Gene Ontology annotation, biological process: DNA damage tolerance; protein monoubiquitination. The coding region runs from base 1 to 1434 and encodes 477 amino acids. The transcript has a single exon. Gene Ontology annotation, molecular function: zinc ion binding; single-stranded DNA binding; ubiquitin protein ligase activity. NCBI's taxonomy places the organism in Eukaryota, Apicomplexa, Conoidasida, Eucoccidiorida, Cryptosporidiidae. The record is from RefSeq and is a predicted model, not a curated record.